UCUGAUCGUCAAUUUGCUACACUCUGUCUUGAUUGUCAACUCACUGCAAUCUCUCUCCACCCCGUGUGUAUAUAUAUCUACUCAUCUUCAUUAACUCCGGCCGCGAAGAAUUGAACUCCAGCGUUUGUUUAAUCAACCAUUUCAGUUUUUAUUUGCUGUCAGAAGUAGAAAAGGUCGUAGUCAUCCGAUAGUGAGGGAGGAUUUAUAGGAAGUUGGAUAAAAUUAUGUCUUCGCUGAUUGAAGGUCUCUCGGAUGAUGUUUUUCUCAUGUGCCUUUCACGUCUUCCCUUGUCCCAGCAUCCGGGUCUGAGCCUGGUUUGCUGUGCCUGGCGAGCUGCUGUUCAGAGUGUUGAAUUAUUAAAAACUCGGCAGGAGGUCAAUUUUACUGAGGAUUUUAUCUGUGUGUCUGCUGAGGAACCUAACAAUGUAUGGCAGCUUUAUGAUCCCCGUGAAAACCUUUGGAUCACCAUCCCAACUCUGCCUUCACAAAUUCACCACAUUUCCUACUUUUCUGCUGUUUCCGUUGCUGGAAAGCUGUUUGUUUUAGGUGGUGGCCAUAAUCCUAAAACCUUAGAAGAAGGCGACGAAGGAAUAUUUGCAACGAAUGAGGUCUGGUCUUAUGAGCCUGUGACCAAAAAGUGGGCAAUUUGUGCGCCCAUGGUCACGCCUCGUAUCAUGUUUGCCUGUGGUGUUGUAAAUGGUAAGAUAGUUGUCGCUGGCGGUUUUGAUGCAAGCAGAAACCCAACAGCGAAAGCAGAAACUUAUGAUCCUGAAAAUAAUGUUUGGAAUUUAAUGCCUGAUCUGAACCAUACAAAUGACAGCCUUUGCCAUGGAGUGGUUGUGAAGGGAAAAAUGCACGUCGUGCAUAUGGGAUUCCCGACAGUGCAGAAAUUUGACAAUGAAGAGCAGGCUUGGAGAACAGACAUAUGUUCAUGGUCAGACAAUCCAGUGGUAGUGGUUCAGGAUGAAAUUUAUGUAAAGAGCUACCAUCGUCGCUGCUAUUACAACAGAAAUGCGGAACAUAAAUCAUUUGGGUUCGAUAAUAAAUUCGGGUCUGGGAUGGCAAGUUUAGGCAAUAAAAUAUGUAUCUUUGGUGGAGUUGAAAAGAAUCAGACCCCGUAUGGGCUGCCUUUCCCGAACUCUGAUGUUACUGUUUUGAGAUUUGGUCGUAGCGGACCACCUGCUCUCGGUGUAGCAGCUCCGAUGACUCGUUGUCGAGGAAUCAUACUCGCGUGUACAUCGAUGCGAGUGUAGAAAUCAAAGUGGACCACCUGCUUGCCGUGUAGCAGCUCCGAUCAUGACUCAAUGAGGAAUCGUACUCACUUGUACAUCAAUGCAAGUGUAGAAAUUAAAGUCCGAGCAUGGGUUAUGUUUGCUGGACUGCGAUGGUUUCGGUCUCUAACCAUCACUGCUUCAUUGAGAGGCUGACAUUGUUACUUUAUUAGUUAACUUUCUUUAGUUUGGAUGUCAAUGGCAUAUUCAUUAUGUUUUGUCUAGCAUGUGGCUAAGUAUUUGAGUUUUACCGCGGGCGGGUUAAAU
Messenger RNA from Daucus carota subsp. sativus, 1538 nucleotides. Its product is annotated as F-box/kelch-repeat protein SKIP30-like. Lineage: Eukaryota; Viridiplantae; Streptophyta; Magnoliopsida; Apiales; Apiaceae. Gene Ontology annotation, molecular function: protein binding. Bases 225 to 1253 code for a protein of 342 amino acids. The transcript has 2 exons. The record is from RefSeq and is a predicted model, not a curated record.